This is a messenger RNA of Nematostella vectensis (starlet sea anemone), 2768 nucleotides long. RefSeq names its product alpha-N-acetylgalactosaminidase-like. The record is from RefSeq and is a predicted model, not a curated record. The coding region runs from base 974 to 2239 and encodes 421 amino acids. The transcript has 13 exons. Gene Ontology annotation, molecular function: alpha-galactosidase activity. NCBI's taxonomy places the organism in Eukaryota, Metazoa, Cnidaria, Anthozoa, Actiniaria, Edwardsiidae. Gene Ontology annotation, cellular component: cytoplasm. Gene Ontology annotation, biological process: glycoside catabolic process; glycosylceramide catabolic process; oligosaccharide metabolic process.
CUGCAUCAAGUGUGUAUAUAAAUGAUCCUGAGAACUGCAUCAGGUGUGUAUAUAAAUGAUCCUGAGAAUUGCAUCAGGUGUGUAUAUAAAUGAUCCUGAGAACUGCAUCAAGUGUGUAUAUAAAUGAUCCUGAGAACUGCAUCAAGUGUGUAUAUAAAUGAUCCUGAGAACUGCAUCAGGUGUGUAUAUAAAUGAUCAUGAGAACUGCAUCAAGUGUGUAUAUAAAUGAUCCUGAGAACUGCAUCAGGUGUGUAUAUAAAUGAUCCUGAGAAUUGCAUCAGGUGUGUAUAUAAAUGAUCCUGAGAACUGCAUCAAGUGUGUAUAUAAAUGAUCCUGAGAACUGCAUCAAGUGUGUAUAUAAAUGAUUCAGAGAACUGCAUCAGGUGUGUAUAUAAAUGAUCCUGAGAACUGCAUCAGGUGUGUAUAUAAAUGAUCCUGAGAACUGCAUCAAGUGUGUAUAUAAAUGAUCCUGAGAAUUGCAUCAGGUGUGUAUAUAAAUGAUCCUGAGAACUGCAUCAGGUGUGUAUAUAAAUGAUCCUGAGAACUGCAUCAGGUGUGUAUAUAAAUGAUCCUGAGAACUGCAUCAAGUGUGUAUAUAAAUGAUCCUGAGAAUUGCAUCAGGUGUGUAUAUAAAUGAUCCUGAGAACUGCAUCAGGUGUGUAUAUAAAUGAUCCUGAGAAUUGCAUCAGGUGUGUAUAGAAAUGAUCCUGAGAACUGCAUCAAGUGUGUAUAUAAAUGAUUCAGAGAACUGCAUCAGGUGUGUAUAGAAAUGAUCCUGAGAACUGCAUCAGGUGUGUAUAUAAAUGAUCCUGAGAACUGCAUCAGGUGUGUAUAUAAAUGAUCCUGAGAACUACAUCAGGUGUGUAUAUAAAUGAUCCUGAGAAUUGCAUCAGGUGUGUAUAUAAAUGAUCCUGAGAACUGCAUCAGGUGUGUAUAUAAAUGAUCCUGAGAACUGCAUCAGGUGUGUAUAGAAAUGAUCCUGAGAACUGCAUCAGGUGUAUAUAGAAAUGAUCCUGAGAACUGCAUCAGUGAGAACCUGUUAAAGGAAAUGGCUGAUCGAAUUGCCUCAGAUGGCUUCCGAGAGGCUGGAUACGAGUAUGUCUGCAUUGAUGACUGUUGGUCUUCGAUGAACCGUACAGCCGACAAACGCUUGGAACGCGACAUUACACGAUUUCCCAAUACGAUUAAAAAACUUGCCGACUAUAUCCACAGCAAAGGACUCAAGUUUGGCUUGUAUGCAGAUUAUGGAACCAAGACAUGUGCUGGUUACCCUGGCAGCAUCAAUCAUGUGAUAAGGGAUGCUGAGACUAUGGCCGAGUGGGGUGUGGACUACCUGAAGCUGGACGGUUGCUAUGCCGACCCGGCCGCCAUGGACCAGGGGUACCCUCUAUUCACUCGCGCUCUGAACAUCACAGGCCGACGGAUCAUGUUCUCUUGUAGUUGGCCCGCAUACCAGGUGUACAGGAAGAUAGAGCCCAACUAUGAGCUCAUCGGAAAAUAUUGUAACUUGUGGCGAAAUUAUGGCGAUAUUCAGGAUUCCUGGCGAAGUCUGCUGUCAAUUAUCGACUGGUACGGGGACAAUCAAGACAAGCUCAUCCCGGCCGCGGGGCCUGGGCACUGGAAUGACCCAGAUAUGUUGAUCAUCGGUAACUUCGGACUGAGUUAUGAGCAAGCAAAGACACAGAUGGCGAUCUGGGCCAUCCUAGCGGCGCCUCUGUUCAUGUCAAAUGAUCUUCGCAACCUAGAUCCCAAAUUCAAAGAGAUCUUGAUUAACAGGGAAAUAAUAUCUGUAAAUCAAGAUCCCAUCGGACGACAAGGAAGACGAAUUUAUAAGAAUAACAAGACCGGGUUGGAGAUCUGGCGCCGUUAUCUUGCUGAUGGCAGCGUUGCCAUAGUGAUGAUGAGCAGACGAGAGGACAUGCCUGUCUUCGUCACAGCACCUUUUUGGAAGGUUGGCAUAACAUCAGUCAAGGCUCACGUCAGAGAUUUGUUCGCGCAACGGAACCUCGGCGUCUACACGCGCAAAUUCACCGCAAAAGUGAACCCGUCAGGGGUGGUGAUGGUACGGCUACGCCCCUGCUGCCCAAAGGACGUUGCCAUGGCGAAUGUGGCUUGUCAUACGUGUGACGUCAUCCACGCUAGAGGCAAGAGGACUCGUAGCUCAAAAAGGCGUUAUUACAAGAAGAGCAAGAAGCAUAUUAAAAAGAUGUUCGUGCUUAAUUCGUUCUGGGAUUACUAGUUUUAUGGUAACCUCCAAUCUAGUAAAAAAAAUAUCUUAUUAUAAUCAGUCGCGAUUGAAAACAAAGGGCGAAUCGUUCAAAAAAGUUCUGCCUUUCACUCUCUAUCUAUGCCCCGUGCUUUUUCGUUGUUCAUCAACUUUUAUAUUAAAUCAAUUUUUUGUAAAACGUGCCCAGUUGGAAAAGCACAGAGAACAGUGUAACAAUGUAACGAGAACCAAAUCAAAGUAAAGAUAUACUUGGAAGAUACUCGGGAAUUUUAUGGGGCUCUAAGGUACCUAAGGAUAUUAUUUUGCUAUCUAUUUGUUAAUAUGUUCUCUUUUUUUGCGUGCGUCUGUCCUCUAAUAUAUGCACAGAUAACGUCACAGCGUGUGACAAACAAGUAAGCAGACGAGAAUUAGACUAAAAAUAGAGUAUGGAAAGUUUGUCAAUCAAAAAUGUUACAACCGGUGUGUACGUAAUGUUUCUAACUACUUUGUAUUCACGAUAUCCAACUUUCCUUUAUUCGAAUAAACUCUGAAAUCAUCUCUC